AUGGCGUUGGCGCAGCCGCAGCUACAGGCGCAGGCGCGGUUCGUGCGGGCGGCCGCGGCAAACGCCGGCGUGGAGCUGGACGAGUCGCGGUGGGUGAGCGAGGUGCGGCGGCGGAUGGAGGCUGGGGCGGAGGAGCUGGGCGCCGUGGCCAUGGUCUUCGACGUGCCGCGGCUGCUGCGGGCCACGAGGCCCGAGGCGUACACGCCGCAGCACUUCGCCCUGGGGCCAUACCACUACCAGCGGCCCGGGCUGAGGGACAUGGAGCGCUACAAGCUCGCCGCGGCCAAGCGCGGAGAGCAGCUCUUCGCCCCUCACCACACGUUCGACCAUCUCGUGCAAAACUUCGUCGGCAUGCAGGACAAGAUCAGGGCCCCAUACCACAGGUUCCUUGAGCUGAACGAGCAGACGCUGUCAUGGAUGAUGGCAAUCGACACGUGUUUCCUCCUCGACUUCCUUGAGAAGUACCACGUGGACAAGGCGACAAACCUGGUGUCCUCCUCGCCCAACUGGAUCAACGCGACGGUGCGGGACGCCAUGAUGCUCGAGAACCAGAUCCCGCUCUUCCUCUUCACCGCCGCGCUCCAGCUCCGCCACGGCUCCGAGGAAGCCGCCGCCGAUGCCAUGCGCGUCGUCUUGGACCGCUUCAUCAGGGACGUGUGCCCCAUCAAGACAAACACGCCGGCCCUCACCGGCGACAUCGCCGAGCACGGCCACCUGCUGGAGCUCCUCUACCAUUUCCUCGUGCCCGCCUCGGCCGUCUCUGCCCAGCUAAACGCGGCGAAGCUUCCGCCGCUGGUCCCAGAGGUGGCCAUCACCCUUGACGCGCACGGUGCGGUCGAGGAGCAGCAGGUCCCGGACACCGACAAGGUGCAGCAGGCGUGCAUGCAGGUGUCCAGCCUCGACGUGCCGCCUGUACGGUUCAUCAAGAACCUGAUCUCUAAGCCGAUGAGCGCGGUUUCGAGCCUCCCGGGGUGGAUUGUGGGCAAGGUGCCGCAGCUGUCGGGGGUGGCGCAGCUGCUCGGGAAGUUGAUGACGUCGACGGACGUGGCGGCGCUGCUCAAGGGCGUGAACCUGGCGACCAUCAUCAAGUCGCCGCUGGCCCAGGAGAUAAUGAUCCCGUCGGUGGCGCAGCUGGCCGCGUGCGGCGUGCGGUUCUUGCCGGCCCCGGAGGGCAUGGCCGGGAUCGCCUUCGACGCGGCCACGGCGACGCUGACCCUGCCGGUGCUCCACCUCGACAGCAACACGGAUGUGAUCCUCCGCAACCUGGUGGCGUACGAGACGGCCGCCGUGCGCGGGCCGCUGGUGCUGGCGCGGUACACGGAGCUCAUGAACGGCAUCAUCGACACCCCCAGGGACGUGAAGAUCUUGACGGGAUGCGGGAUCAUCGUGAACGGGAUGAAGAGCAACAAGGAGGCCGCGGAGAUGUGGAACGGGAUGUGCCGGGCGGUGCGGCCGAGCAAGGCGCCACUGCUGGACUGCGUGAUCAUGGAGGUGAACGCGCACCGGGACCGGGGCGCGGCCGUGAGAGCGAGGAGGAUGCUGAAGCGGUACGUGUUCAGGUCGUGGAAGAUGCUCACGCUGCUCGCCACGGUGGUGCUGCUGCUCAUGACGGCGCUGCAGACCUUGUGCACCGUCUACGACUGCAAGCGCUGGUUCGCCGGCCGUAUACCGCAGCUGACGGCCGGCGGUGGAGGGCAGUAG
This is a messenger RNA of Triticum dicoccoides, 1701 nucleotides long. RefSeq names its product putative UPF0481 protein At3g02645. NCBI's taxonomy places the organism in Eukaryota, Viridiplantae, Streptophyta, Magnoliopsida, Poales, Poaceae. The coding region runs from base 1 to 1701 and encodes 566 amino acids. The record is from RefSeq and is a predicted model, not a curated record. The transcript is spliced from 2 exons.